This is a messenger RNA of Vigna unguiculata (cowpea), 2740 nucleotides long. It is a transcript of the gene NOF1, whose product is annotated as U3 small nucleolar RNA-associated protein. Gene Ontology annotation, cellular component: nucleolus; small-subunit processome. The record is from RefSeq and is a predicted model, not a curated record. Gene Ontology annotation, molecular function: U3 snoRNA binding; rRNA binding. Lineage: Eukaryota; Viridiplantae; Streptophyta; Magnoliopsida; Fabales; Fabaceae. Gene Ontology annotation, biological process: maturation of SSU-rRNA from tricistronic rRNA transcript (SSU-rRNA, 5.8S rRNA, LSU-rRNA).
UUCUCUUUUCCGCGCCCAAACCUUCAUCAUCCAAACUUUCCUUCCUCUCCUAAACGUUAAGGCAACAGAGACGCGGCAACCAAAAGGCGGCGUGACAGGCGGCGGUGCAGCAAGGAGACGCGAUCGCACAGUGAUUAAGAACGAACAUAACAGCGGAUGCAGAAGUGAAACCCUACUUUAGGAACAGCGGAAGGGUGAGAUUCUUUCUUCAGCGGCGGAUGGAGAGGCAAUUCUAACGCAACUAUAAAUCAUCCAAACGAAAAUCCCGAACGGUAUGAAGACGCCACGACCCGCUUCUAAAUUGAAAAGGAAAAGGGAAGAAGGUAAAGGCAAGAAAAAAAAGAAAGUAGGUAAGAAAGAGGAAAAAAUCAAGGUUGUAGACAUCCGGGAACCUCAUAGCAUGCUAGAGGAUGACCAUGAUGAAGGAGAAGGGUUUGGCAAUGAGUCUACUAAAAGCAAAGUUGUGGAAAAUUUGAGGCAAGAUCCUGAUGAAGAUGAUUCUGGAUUAACAGAAGGUUCUGAAACUGAAGAUGUUGGGUUUCAUUCAGAUGAAGAGGAUAUUGGAAUUAAUAGUCAAACAGCUUCUGAAGAUUCAAUCCAUUUGAGCUCUUUUGAUUUACAUUUGCAACAUAAUUUAUCGAAAGAAGAAAUUGACUGCAAAAGUAAUGUGAAAUUUAGCUGGGAGACUGCAGCUGUUGGUAUGAAAAAUUGCAAAUGGAUAGGAACUGGAGAGAACAUUAUGAAGGAUUUGGAUAUCAAUUCUUGUCACGGUCUCAAGGCAAAGUUGUCUGAGAAUUGGAUGGAUGUCUACAAGACAUCUGGGGGCAAAGAUAUCAGUUCACCUAAACAAAGCAUGUUUUUCUCCCUUUGCAGCAGCUACCGGGAUGUACUUUACUGUAAUAAGAGGCCUUUCUAUUUCAAAGGCCUCGAAGAUGCAAGCAUUAUGGAUGCAUACAUAAUGCAUUCUCUCAAUCAUGUCUUCAGAACUAGAGACUCUGUGAAAAAAAAUGAUGCCAAACUGACCAAGCUUAAAGAGUAUACUGAAAGUGAUAAAUUUCGAGAUCAAGGUUUUACUCGACCAAAGGUUUUAAUAUUAUUGCCAUUAGCAAGUAUUAUGUAUCGUGUUGUAAAGAGGCUUAUACAUCUUACACCUUCAGCUUACAAGGUCAAUGUUGAACAUAAGGAUCGUUUUACCACUAAAUUUGGAAGUGAAGAACAUACAGGUGAUAUAGAAAAUGUUGACGAGUCCGAAAAUGCGAAACCUCAUAAGUCUUCCAAAGCAUCUGACUUUGAAAUGCUUUUUGGUGGAAAUAAUGAGGAUGACUUCAUGAUUGGCAUCAAAUUCACUAGGAAGACAAUCAAGUUGUUCAGUGAUUUCCAUACCUCAGACAUUAUUAUUGCUUCACCACUAUGCUUGGUUAAUAAAAUUGAGGAGGUUGGGAUUAACAAGGAAAAAGAUGUAGAUUUUCUUUCAUCCAUAGAGGUUCUGAUUAUUGAUCAUGCAGAUGUAAUAUCCAUGCAGAAUUGGUCUCAUGUGCAUACAGUUAUUGAACACUUGAACCGCUUACCAUCCAAGCAACCUGGAACAGAUGUAAUGCGCAUUAGACCUUGGUAUCUUGAUGAUCACGCAAAAUUUUACAGGCAAACAAUAAUACUGGGUUUUUAUUCAAAUCCAGAUAUAAAUGCUUCAUUCAAUCAUCAGUGUAUUAAUUAUGAAGGGAAGGUGAAACUGAUGUGUGAAUACAAAGGUGUCUUACACAAAGUGUUACCGGAAAUAAGACAAAUUUACGAACGAUUUGAUGUAGACUCGAUAGUAGAAGCUGAUGAUGCCCGUUUUGAUUAUUUUAUUACAAAGGUUUUCCCCAGAAUAAAAGAUUUAGAUCAGGGCGGGACGAUGUUAUUUACCAGUUCUUACUUUGAAUUUAUUCGACUCCGUAAUUUCUUAAAGUCACAGAAUGCUUCCUUUUGUUUGCUUGGGGAGUAUACAACCCAAAGUGAUAUCUCUCGUGCACGUCUUUGGUUCUAUGAAGGAAGUAGAAAAGUUAUGGUUUACACGGAGAGAUCUCAUUUUUACCACAGAUAUAAGAUUCGAGGAGUUCAGAAUUUAAUCAUUUAUUCACUCCCAGAGAGGAAGGAAUUUUACCCUGAGAUUGUGAAUAUGCUUGAUGGGUCUAACAAUAUGACUUGCACUGUCCUUUUUUCCUGCCUUGACAAGCUUCGGCUGGAAAGAAUUGUUGGCACUACUCCAGCCAAAAGGAUGGUGGCUGCGGAGAAGGGUGUUUUUGUUUUCUGCCACUAGAAUUCUUCCUGGGAAACCAUGCAAAAUAAUUUUUGGGUCCGUGGUGAUGGCAUCGUGUAUUAGAAUAUGUUACUCUUGAAAAUUAUUGUACCGCGAGCAUGAAGAAUGAGGUAACGGAUGCAAGAGACAGAUGGAAAGGCUGGAGCAAUCUGAAAAAAAUGAAAAUCUUUGUGCUAUUAUUAGAACAUAUUUUGCAUGGUCCUCUGCAACGUGAUUUGAUUACAGUAUGCUUAAUCGUACAUCUGUGACGUGAUUCUCUACGUCCAUAGUGAGGCUAUCGUACUCAACUUUUCAUCUCUUACGCGACUUUGGUCUUUGGUUCGAAACAGCACAAAAAAUGAGGAACCUUCAUCCUGCACCUUCAUACAAAAAAACUUUGUUUUAAGCUUUUGUAUUACGCUAUCAAUUCUUAAGACAAAAAGUGGCUUUCAGAUUGUACAA